Messenger RNA from Capronia epimyces CBS 606.96, 1461 nucleotides. RefSeq lists its product as uncharacterized. Bases 1 to 1461 code for a protein of 486 amino acids. NCBI's taxonomy places the organism in Eukaryota, Fungi, Ascomycota, Eurotiomycetes, Chaetothyriales, Herpotrichiellaceae. The transcript has 4 exons. The record is from RefSeq and is a predicted model, not a curated record. Gene Ontology annotation, molecular function: monooxygenase activity; oxidoreductase activity, acting on paired donors, with incorporation or reduction of molecular oxygen.
AUGGCGGACACUACAGCCCAAGCCCCAGCCCAUCCCGCGGCGGGAACCACGGCACCAGCACCAGCACCAACACCAAAACAAUGGAUCUUCAAUGCCUUCACCAUGAACACACCAGGCCACUUGGCAGCCGGCUUGUGGAGGCACCCGCGCAACCGUAGCGCUCACCACAACGACAUUGAAUACUGGACGGACCUCGCAAAGAUCCUCGAGGCCGGCAAGUUCCACGGCCUGUUCAUCGCCGACGUGCUCGGCCAGUACGAUGUGUACAAGGGCCCCGGCAACCUCGAGCCCGGCCUGGCUGGCGCGGCUCAGUUUCCCGUAUCUGAUCCAUUUAUGCCCAUCUCCGCCAUGGCCGCCGUGACCAAACACCUGACUCUGGGCGUGACGGCGUCGACGACAUACGAAGCCCCAUAUCUGCUGGCCCGGCGCUUCGCCACGCUCGACCAUCUGACCAAGGGCCGCAUCGCGUGGAACGUGGUGACGAGCUACUUGCUGUCGGCCGCGGAGAACCUGGGGCUGAAGGACGAGAUCGCGCACGACGAACGAUACCGCAUGGCCGACGAGUACAUGGACGUGACGUAUAAGUUGUGGGAGUCGACGUGGCGGGACGAUGCCGUGGCGCGCGACGUCGAGACCAAACAGUAUACAGUUCCGGGCCGGGUGCGUAGGAUCAACCAUGAAGGAAAGUAUUACCGGUCGGCCGGACCUCUCCAAGUGGCGCCGUCGAUCCAGCGGACGCCGUACCUGUUCCAAGCGGGGACGAGCACGGCGGGCAAGGCGUUCGCGACCAAACACGCCGAGUGCCUAUUCCUGCCGGGCAUGACGGUCGAGUCGGUGCGCAAGUCGGUGCAGGAGAUCCGGGCGCUGGCGGCACAGCAGGGCCGCGACCCGGCGACGAUCAAGAUGAUCAUGGGGGUGUUGAUCAUCGUGGCCGAGACGGACGCGCUGGCCCAGGCCAAGUACGAGGAGUACCUGACCUACGCCGACCUGGAGGGCUCCAUGACGCUGUUCGGCGGCUGGACCGGCUCCGACCUGUCGCAGUACGGCGACGACGACGACUUCCAGUUCGCCGGGCCCGGCGCCAUCCGCAGCAUGGUCAGCUCGUGGUCCGCCACCAUCCCGGGCACCGACGGCGUCAAGUGGUCCAAGAAGCGCGUCGCCCAGGAGCUGGCCAUCGGCGGCGCCCACGUCCGCGCCAUCGGCUCCCCCCACACCGUCGCCGACAUCCUCCAGCACUGGGUCGACGAGACCGGCGUCGACGGCUUCAACUGCUCCUACGCCGUCAAUCCGGGCGACUUCGAGGACAUCAUCAACCACCUCUUCCCCGUGCUGAGGGCCCGAGGCGUCUUCUGGCACGACUAUGCCGCCGACACCGCCCGCGAAAAUUACCUGCAGGACAACGCCGGCCCGCGUCUGAGACCCGAUCAUCCGGGCGCCAAGUACAAGUGGCCGGCCGAGUGA